This is a messenger RNA of Pangasianodon hypophthalmus (striped catfish), 2943 nucleotides long. It is a transcript of the gene mepceb, whose product is annotated as methylphosphate capping enzyme b. Bases 429 to 2399 code for a protein of 656 amino acids. NCBI's taxonomy places the organism in Eukaryota, Metazoa, Chordata, Actinopteri, Siluriformes, Pangasiidae. The transcript is spliced from 6 exons. Gene Ontology annotation, biological process: snRNA modification. Gene Ontology annotation, molecular function: snRNA binding; O-methyltransferase activity; RNA methyltransferase activity. The record is from RefSeq and is a predicted model, not a curated record.
GUUACCGGAAUAUGGGUGGGAAAAAUAAUAAUCUUGAGUCGAGGGGUGUGAUUGUGCGCAAAAAUAACUUCUUGUCGACGAAAACGCGAUAUAGUGGCAAAUAGUUUAGACACCUAACGCGAGGUAAAGGCGGGACCUGGCAGCGCGUGCUUCGUUACGAGCAAUCCUAUUGGUCAUCACGACGCGUCCGGAUUCCAUUCUCGUUCGUCAUUGGUCGACUCGGCUGUCCGUCAGCGUUUCCUCAGGGCUGUAGUGAGCUCCACUGCAGUGCGACUGCUUCAGCCACAGCUACAGUAACAUGGGAACAUCUGUGAACCCAUAAGCAGACAAGUUUUCUGCAAGUUUACAAAAGCAAACUUUAUCACCACGACAGUUUUGGACGCCUUUCUCUCCGUCUUGCCCAUGCAUGCAGAAUUGAGCAAUAGAAGAUGAUUGAGAUGUCCAUAGACAAAGAAACUGUCUUAACAGGAGAUGGAGCGGCGGCCAUUUUGAACCCGCCACCUUCCCAGAACCUAGCGGGAAGCGUCAAGACCCUGAGUCCGUCUUCUUUGGCGCCUGUCAGUAUUGGCGCUCCGUUCAUGGCUAACAUGGUGCUCGCAGAAGUGCCUGCUAACCCCGCUUUGACAGAAGAGACGGGACACGACGAGGAAGUCGCAGAGACGAUGCAAGCGAAAGGAAACAAUAAGCUCUUACAAGCGAAAAAUGGUAUACAGUCCCAAGCCGGGUCUCAGAAACUCGGCAAACGCCGGUACAGCAUGAGCGCUGGCUUUAAGCAUCCCGGAUUUAGCAAGCGCAGACGGAGAGCUAACUCCGAGUGCGACCCGGUGCUGCCCAGCAACUUCCUGUUGGGCGGAAACAUCUUUGACCCUCUGAAUCUCAACAGCCUAUUGGACGAGGAGGUGAACCGGGCGCUGAACGCCGAGACGCCCAAAUCGUCACCGCUUCCGUCCAAGAGCAGGGAGCCGGUCGAGAUCCUGAUCCCCAGAGACAUCACUGACCCACUGAACCUCAGCGGCAAGGGCGGAAACGCCAACGGGGGCGUCCUGGUGUCACCCUUAAAGAAGCGGCGCCAUAGAAACAGGCACCACGGUGGCAGUGGCGGCCAUCUUGAACCCGCAGAGUCUGAAAAGGCAAAGGGCGCCGAGGAAGAGGGUGCGUUGUUUCCUGCACACCAUUUACCAGAGGAGCAAGUCGAAGAGUCGCCGCGACCCUACGAACUCAACACGACCAUCAACUGCCGCGAUGAAGUGGUCCCGCCCAUACUGCCACGGCGCCGAUCCACAAACUCCGCUCCUCAGACAGGAAGUAGCAGCUCCACCGCGCAGCCAUCAAAACACAGAAAGCGCCGACGAACAGUCAGCCGUUCGGACCGCCUUUCGAUCACGCCGACUCCCACCAAUAAGCAGCUGAGUUUAGACGGAGGGCGGAGUCAAACAUUUCACACACCCAUUGUGGGUGGAACCGCAGGAAGCCAUCUUGAAGCAAACCAUCACGCAUCAGCGCAAAAACAUCAGCGCAAACCGAGACGCCAGUUCCAUUAUGGCACCUACAGCCGUUGCUACGGUUACCGGACACCGAGUCUGAACGUGGAUCCUCGUCUGGCGGCGUUCCGGCCCGAAUGGUUCCGUGGGAAAAAAGUCCUGGACAUCGGAUGCAACGUGGGUCACAUGACUCUCGCCAUCGCUAAGAACUGGAGUCCUGCCCACAUCCUGGGCUUGGAUAUCGACGGCGGUGUGGUGCACGCGGCACGGCAGAACCUCCGCCACUUCCUGUCUGAGCUGCAGAAACAGGAAGUGAGGCAAGAUGGGGAUGCAGAAGAGAAACAUGGAGAGGUGGAGACGUUGCGGACGUUCCCUGUUUCUUUCAGACUAUGUAGGGGGCCAAUUGCUGCUCCUCCCUUACUGCCUCCUGCCCCCGGGGUGUUCCCUAACAAUGUGUCCUUCAUGAAGGGGAACUACUUGCCGGACAGUGAUGAGGUAAUUAUGUCACAGUGUGCGGAGUAUGAUGUCAUCGUGUGUCUGAACGUGACGAGGUGGGUUCAGCUGAACUGGGGAGACGUCGGGCUUCAGCGACUCUUCAGGCGCGUUUACGCUCACCUGAACCCCGGAGGAGCUUUUAUCCUCCAGCCCCAGCCAUGGAGCUCCUACAGCAAGAGGAAGAGACUGACGGAAACCACCCACAGGAACUACAACAGCAUUCGGCUCAAACCGGACCAGUUCAGCUCGUACCUCACCGCCGAGGUGGGAUUCACCAGCUACGAGCUCAUCAGCACCACCAGGAGCUGCCCUAAAGGACCCCAGAGGCCAAUCUAUCUGUUCCACAAAGGCCCCGCCUCCAGCAGGAAGUCAUCCACCAGGAGAGGAAGUGACACGCAAGAAGAGGAACGGGAGACGAAGUGAAUGUUUACGCUGCGGCGCUGCUUUAAUUAGAGAUGUGAUCGGUUUCACUGGACUCUGUUCUGAAAGAGCCGCCGCCACCGAUUCAGCCUCGAUACGGAGGAGCUGAACUCUCUCACACACACACACCCCUAACACACACACACACACACACACACACACACACACACACACACACACACACACACACACACACACCAGCACCCUCAGUUCCAUCAAGUGGUCACAAGGGGAUCACUCAUGAAUCACUCAUGAUUCAGUUAAUCUCAAACACACACACACAGAUGGACUAUUAAUCUUUUUAAUAAAAGUUGCUAUGUCUUCUUUCUAACAACUCAACACCUGUUUGUAUUGUACAUUUUAGGGAAAAGUGUGUGUGUGUGUGUGUGUGUAGCUUAAACUCUAAGUGUAAAAACAUUCACAUAACCGUUUUUAAACUGUUUUGACAUGGUGUGUGUGUGCGUGUGUGUGAGAGAGAGAGAGAGAAACAGAGAAUGUAAUUGAUUUGAAUAUGUUUGUUGUUUAGAAUAAAUAAUUGCGUCUUUGA